AUGGAUUCCAAGCGGAUCUCUUCAUCCUCUCAGCAGCACAGCCGACUCAGGAAAAAGCGGACAAAGAGAGAAUGGAGACCGCUGGAGGACCGCAGCUGCACCGACCUGCCCUGGUUCCUGCUCUUCACCGUCUUCUGCGUCGGCAUGGGCAGCAUCUGUGGCUUCACCAUCGUCACUGGUGGCGCCGCUCGCCUCGUCUUCGGGUACGACAGCUACGGCAACACCUGCGGCCGACGUAACGAGAGGAUCGAAGGCGUGCAGCUCAGCGGGCUUGACCACACCGACAGGAAGUACGUGUUCUUCCUGGAUCCCUGCAACAUCGACAUCGUCCAGAGGAAGAUCAAGUCCAUGGCUCUGUGCGUGUCUCUGUGUCCCACCGAGGAGCUGAAGACCUACCAGGACCUGAAGAGCUUCGCCAUGACCAAUGGCUCUGAGCUCUGCUCCUACGAGUUGCCGGCCCACAAAUAUCCGGCUCUACCUGAGAGGUUGUCCAGGUGUCCGAAGCUUCCCGUCCCUCGCAGCAAGCCUCUGCCGCUCUUCAACCGCUGCACGCCGGUGGACGUCUCCUGCUACGCCAAGUUCGCCGAGGCGGUGGUGACGUUUGUGGGGGACAGCAGCGUCCUGCACCGACUCAUCGCCGGCGUCGCAGCCAGCAAGGAGAUCAUCAUUGGUCUCUGCGUCCUCGCUCUGGCUCUCUCCAUGAUCCUCAUGGUGAUCAUCCGCUACAUCUCUGCCGUCCUGGUGUGGAUCCUCACCUCGCUGGUGGUCCUGGGGUCCCUGGCGGGGACGGGCGUCCUCUGGUGGCUCUACAUCGACCACCGGCUCUACGGCAACGACACGUCCUCCAAGGUGCUGAAGGAUGUGAAGGAGGAGGCCGGGGAGGAGCUGAGGGACGGCGGUCAGGCGCUGCUGGUCUACGCCGCCUCGGUCACGGUCUUCACCAUCAUCCUCCUGCUGCUGAUGCUCUUCAUGAGGAAGCGAGUGGCGCUCACCAUCGCGCUGUUCCACGUGGCAGGAAAGGUCUUCAUCCACCUCCCCCUGCUCACCCUGCAGCCCUUCGUCACCUUCCUCGCCCUCCUCCUCUUCUGGGUCUACUGGGUCCUGGUUCUGCUCUUCCUCGGAACCACAGGGAACCCGGAGCAGAACGAGGAGACGGGCCUGACAGAGUUCCGGCUGACGGGCUCCCUGCAGUACCUGACCUGGUACCACGCUGUGGGUCUGGUCUGGAUCAGCGAGUUCAUCCUGGCCUGUCAGCAGAUGACCGUGGCCGGAGCCGUGGUCACCUACUACUUCACCAGGGACAAGAACCGGCUCCCGGUGACCCCGAUCCUGUCCUCGGUUCUGAGGCUGGUCCGGUACCAUCUGGGUACGGUCGCUAAGGGAUCCUUCAUCAUCACGCUGGUGAAGAUCCCCCGACUCAUCCUCAUGUACGUCCACAACCAGCUGAAAGGAAGGGAGAACGUGUGCGCUCGCUGUCUGCUGAAAUCCUGCAUCUGCUGUCUGUGGUGUUUGGAGAAGUGCCUCAACUAUCUCAAUCAGAAUGCAUAUGCGGCCACGGCCAUCAACAGCACCAGUUUCUGCACGUCUGCGCGCGACGCCUUCGUCAUCCUGGUGGAGAACGCUCUGCGCGUCGCCACCAUCAACGCCGUCGGAGACUUCGUGCUCUUCCUGGGGAAGGUUCUGAUCAUGACGUGCACGGCGUUCGCCGGCGUCCUGCUGCUGAACUACCAGCGGGACUACGCCGAGUGGCUGCUGCCGCUCAUCAUCGUCUGUCUCUUCUCCUUCCUGGUGGCCCACUGCUUCCUGUCCAUCUUUGAGAUCGUGGUGGACGUCCUCUUCCUCUGCUUCGCCAUCGACACCAAGUACAACGACGGCACCCCAGGGAAGGAGUUCUUCAUGGAUAAAGCUCUCAUGGAGUUCGUGGAGAGCAGCCGGCGCCUGGAGCGUGCGGGGGGACGUGGGCGGAGCCGGGUGAAAGAGGCGACGUCGGAGGGGGCGGAGAUGAAGCCCAUGGCUCCAGGGACAAGUUCAGCUUGACCAAAAUCAGCCGCUGGGACUUGUUAAAGAGACAUUCCAGAUGUUUAUUUUUACCAACGUGUAACAUGUUUACUAUGGUUUCACUCCAGGGAAAACAAUAUUUUAAUAAGAAACUGGAAAACAACGUAACAAUGUAAUGAAGCACUUUAUCUGGAAGCGCUGCAGAUUUUAAACCGGCUGAUGCAUUUUUUCGUAGUGAUGUCCUUUUUUAUGAGACUCACCGCUCAGUUCCUAACGCCGUCCGGACACUUUUCCUAACCUGUCUGUUCUGUGGGCGGAGCUGACUCCUCACCUGGACUCCAUCUAAGGGGCGGGGCCUGUGGACAGGUAGAGCAGCAGCUGAUUAUGCCCUCAGAGAGUGGAGGCUGGGGCCAUGGAAAUGAGGCGUAGUGGUCACUGGAUCAGGAAUCUGAUUGGCUCAUGUGACCAAUGAGGAAGUCUUCUUCUACACAGGAAAGCGGGGGUGGGGCUUCUCGUGGUGGGACACCUGUAUCCUCCUCCCUGAGUUUCCUGCUAAUCCAGACAAAAGGAAGGUCUGUGGGCGGAGCCUCCUGCAGCGGCGGCAGCUGAGUUCAGACGGUCAGCAAUAACACCGGAACGAGUCUUCCUGCUUCUGUUCAUCCCUUCAGAACGAGGCGGCCCAUCAGAACCCAGUGUGACCCUGCAGGUCUCCGGAGCGAGGGGGGGUCUGCCCCGAGCUGUUAGACGUUGUUAGACUGUAGCAUCAAACUGUAACGGCCUGAAAUCUCUUUCAGAAAUACGUUCACCUCCGACGUCACCCUGAGUCCUAACACCCGGCCGGCUCAGCCAGCUGGUUGGUUCUCCUCACACUGGGAGGGAAUCGGAUCGUCAACUCAGUCAGAACCAAGAACCGCUCUGAAAUCAACUCCUUGGGUUAAUACGAACCUUACCGGUGGAUGUGCUGACCCGUUUCUGCGACCUUUCCCAUCAUGCACCUCUAUCACAGCAGAGGACCAGGGAGCCUGAAGGGGGCGCUGUUCCCAGAGUCCGGUUUGCGGAUGGAUGCGGGUAGCCGAGCCGCGCAUGUCGACUAAUUGCACUAAAGAUGGAGUUCCUGCAACACUGAAGUCAGACUAACAGAGCUGUUGAGUUUUAGAUGUGUUUGUAGCUCAGAAAUUAAUUCACUUCAUGUUGAAAAACUGGGAAAGAUGAAUCCUGCUGCUCCGGCGGGUUUAUUUCUGGUCAUGUGACUGCUGUUGCCGGGCAGAUUAGCUGCAGGGGCUGAGGCGUUUCACUCCAACAUCAACAUGAAGGGAUGAGGAGGAAAAAGGGCUUUGGGUGGAAAAGUCAUCACCACAGGGUUUCUAUGCAGGAUUAAAGAAGUUUGAAAGAAAAAAGGAGAAAUUUUACAUUUCCACAUUCUAUGCUUUGAUCUAAAAUAUAAUGAUCUCAAUAUUCUAAAGGAAUUUAAACUCACAUUCAUAUCUAAAUAAAGAUGUUUCUCUUUUGAUGGUUUCUGACCCGCAGAGAGAUCCAUAAGGACCUGUUUCUGCUCUUCAGGCCUGCAGGGUUAAACUGGGGCUUUAGAUGCCAAAUGAACUGUUAAUCUGCUAUUUGAUGAAUAUUUAUACAACACAGUACUAGAUUUAUUGUUAGAUAAUCUCCUGAUUUGAUCAAACGUCAGACGCCAGCUUCUUCAGUACAGAUAAAACCCAACAUGGAAGAAGCUUCCUGCUCAGAUGAUUUACAAGCUGCAAAAUCAUGGAAGCUUGAAAAUAGGAACCCUGUCAGGAUCAAAGAUCAGCUCAGAAAAAGUUUCUAAACUCUCUGGGAGAAUCGGGCUGAAAACGGUCUUCUGGAUUAGGGAUCCUGUUUCUGUUGGAGGAAAACUCCUCAUCCAACCAAUCAGAGCACAUAGCACAGGCUCCUCCCACUGAAGGUAAGUGAGGGUCGGAGAGGUUCUGGUCAGGUUCUGAUCCAGAGCCAAUCAGCUCUCAGGUUGAUUUCAGAGUGAAGUCUGAAACAUCUGCAGAGCUUCCUGUCCAGAUGUUCCUGCAGAUGUUCCUGAAACCUCCCUCUGAAAUCCAAACCUUAGCGAGAGUUCCUGCCCUGAGAUCUGCGGCCGGAGCGUCUCCGACUCUUCACCGCCAUGUUUCUGCGACUGUUUGCAGCUGAUGCAUGUCCAUGUCCUGCAGCCUGGUUCCUGCUGCUGGACUCAGCCAGAGUUUGACCGCCAGGUGUGACACUAGUGUUUAGCUUUUCUCUGCAGUAACCAGUCGUUUGUAACACUGAAGAACUUUGCUUUGGUUCUCCGUUGGUUUUUAUAUCAUUUCUUAUGUAUCUUUGUUUUAUAAGAAAAUAAUUAAAAGCAGAAUUUCAGUC
Messenger RNA from Fundulus heteroclitus (mummichog), 4380 nucleotides. RefSeq names its product solute carrier family 44 member 1b (gene slc44a1b). Gene Ontology annotation, biological process: transmembrane transport. The transcript is spliced from 16 exons. Gene Ontology annotation, molecular function: transmembrane transporter activity. NCBI's taxonomy places the organism in Eukaryota, Metazoa, Chordata, Actinopteri, Cyprinodontiformes, Fundulidae. The record is from RefSeq and is a predicted model, not a curated record. Bases 1 to 2037 code for a protein of 678 amino acids. Gene Ontology annotation, cellular component: membrane.